Daldinia vernicosa is the source of this 2071-nucleotide messenger RNA. Its product is annotated as DNA polymerase ligase-domain-containing protein. Lineage: Eukaryota; Fungi; Ascomycota; Sordariomycetes; Xylariales; Hypoxylaceae. The coding region runs from base 499 to 1866 and encodes 455 amino acids. The transcript is spliced from 2 exons. The record is from RefSeq and is a predicted model, not a curated record.
GAGCAAUCCGCGUGGGUUCGAGUCCCACCGCUGUCAUGAUUCUUUUUAUGAUGUCACCUCUCUUAAUAUAUAAGAGCGCGUCAUUUUCUUUUUGACCUGUCACUUGACUUUGCUGAUCCUCUCGCAAUUUAUCCUCCGGUGCAUUUUAGAUUCAUAAAUCAUCACCUAGUAUCCAUUACUGUGUACUGUCUACCACCACUUGAAUAUUUUACCGAUUGCUAGGGUCGCCGCCGAUACUAUCUAUAUAUCAAUCAGAUCAAAUAUCUAAGGAACCAAGACAGCGAAACAUGUAUUUGGUAAGGGAGUCGAGGUUAAGCUAUUGUCAAUCCCAGUAAACAGCAUUAUUCUAAACUCAUCACCCCCAUAAGACUUCAAGGACAAGAGGAUAAAGAAAUAGAGUGAGUACCGUGGCCUGAUAGUUAAGCCAUUUAGCUACCUCUUGCAAUGUCUCUGUGAUAUGGUCAUUUCUCGUUGCUUUGUCAAAUACAUUCUGCCAACAUGCCACCAAAGCGGGGUCUUAGCCCCCAAUUAGUCGGCAAUCCAUUCAUCAAGAAGAAGAAUUUAGAAUGGACUUUCGAUCUUUCCCGCCCAACCGGCAACAGUGAUGAAGAGAGUAGUUCUGAUGAGAUAGGGAACCACGGAUCCGGGGCGAAGGAAGAGGAACCAAGUGCUUCGGCCGUAGAGGCGGGCAAGGCUAAGAUCGAGGACUAUCUUGGUUACUUCAGCGGGCUCCUGGCGAAAGCUAUACUGUCGCCUUUCCCGGAGGAUAUACCGAGAUUAUCUAUCGGGGCCUACCGGAAACUCUAUGAGCAAAACUCGGGUAAUCCCCGAGGGGCGCAUUUCAUUGUGCAUCAGCAUGAUCAUCCUAUUGCGGGUACUCAUUACGAUCUCCGGUUGCAGAUCAACGAGACAAGUAGCGCGUCCUGGGCUAUCAUGUAUGGGCUCCCAGGUGAUCCAAAUAGCCAACGUUUGAAUAGGAAUGCUACAGAGACAAGAAUCCACUGUCUAUGGAAUCAUCUUAUAGAGACAGCUUCGAUAUCGACCGGCUCUCUUCUCAUCUGGGAUACGGGGACGUACACUAUUCUCUCCCCGCGGGCGAAUAGUAAGCGAGCUAACUGGAACUCGCAAUCCGACGGGGAAGAGGAGUCGCCCGAGUCAACGGAGCAGGAGAAACUCCAUCAGGCAUUCCAGACAAGGAAGAUCCGUAUCCGCCUUAACGGUACACGCUUGCCGCGUGACUACGUGCUAAAUUUGCGGCUCACUAAGGAAGAGGACGUAGCUGGUCGCGCUAAGGGUACACGCACGCCCACGCGACGGCGGAGGCGAGGAGCCUCAGCACAAAGUAGAGGCUCGACCAGGGGCAAAGGAAAAGGUAAGGCAGCCGAGCUAGAGACAACCUCGGACUCGGACUCAGGCGGAGAAGAGCCCGCAGAGAACGAAGAAUCGGGAAUUGUAAACGCGCCCGCCGAGGAGGCAGACCUAGAAGUCGUCUCAGCGAUGGAGCUGGAGAUUCGAGAGCUCGAAGAUGAGCAGGUACGCCGCACGAACGCAUAUACGGGGGCGGAGAAUUCGAUCGGCAGCGUGCAUCAGCGACGGUGGUACUUGUCGCUCGACAGGGAAGCUUGCGGGUUUGUAAAGAAGCGCCGGAGAGCAGCAGGGCGGGUGGUAUGGGAGGCCGAAGAUGUUGGGAAAGGGGAGGAGGAUGUUGGCGACCGCGCGAGAGGUAGACUUACGUUCCCGUUUUACGUCCGCGGUGCUGAGGUUGAGAGAAGCGUUGUCACGGGCCGGACUGGUGCCGACGUGUUGAAGGAUGAGGGUGUUGCUGGGCACGUUGGACGGAAGGGCUGGCGGCCUGUGUUGAAUUGAGUUGGGUGAUGGGAUGAAUGAAUAUGGCGGGUAUACAUACCAUCGAGAUCCUAUCUUUGGAUUCUUUGAGGUUGAGGAAGAUUCCGUAUUACUAUUAGGUUAUGUACCCAAGGUAAGAUAGAAAAGCCUUUCUGUUACUGUGGGAUUAAUACAGUCUACGGGAGUGGCGUAUAGAAUUUAGAAGAAUUAUAUUAGUUACUAUCCG